This is a messenger RNA of Caenorhabditis elegans, 397 nucleotides long. RefSeq lists its product as uncharacterized. The transcript has 3 exons. The coding region runs from base 1 to 306 and encodes 101 amino acids. The record is from RefSeq and is marked reviewed. NCBI's taxonomy places the organism in Eukaryota, Metazoa, Nematoda, Chromadorea, Rhabditida, Rhabditidae.
AUGGAGUUUGGCCGCAAUCCACUGAGCAUGACUUCAACUAAACCAACGUUGUUAAAUGUCCUGGAUGAUGUUGGAGAAGCAGCGUUACAUGCUAUUCCAAAGGUCGACGAUAUAACCUCACAUAAAAUUUAUGUGAUUGCAGUUCAACCAGUAUCUUUUUCAGAUAUAGAAAGCCAGGCGGUUAAACAAGACGCCAGUUCUCCAAACAACUGCUGCUGCUCCUGCAUGCACGGCGUUCUUCGCUUCUUUGCUGAAUUGUGUUGCAACUGUUGUGCUGGGUGUGUGCAAGGAAUAUGUCAAGGCUAAUCUUUGUGUAUUUGUUGGUUUCUUUUUUCAUUUCUAUAUUGUUGUUUUGUGCGACUAAGUUUUCUGCCGGUAAUAAAAUGAUGGUGGCUGG